AUGCCGGUAUCCAAUGCGAACGCACUCGCUGAGAAUAGGGCAGCUGCAAAGCGUCAGGCCGUCACUACUGUAUCGGUUGUGACGCUCAUCUUCAUACUGUGGCCAGAGCGGUAUAUUAUUUUUCGAAAUCUUUGCCUGGUCCCUGUGUUGGCCUGGCUGACUUCGCUGGUGUUUGAUCUGAAGCAUGGGGCGUUGGAUGCAUGGGAUGGAGUCCCAGCUUGGUUCAAAAGAAUCAUCGGAGCAGAUGAUAAUACAAGCAGUAAUGCCAGUGGGCCUUCUCGUAGGGGAGCCCGACACCCGCAGAACCAGGCCACAACAUUCUCGGACUAUGUGCUCAUGCACCUUGUCGACACGGCGUCUUGGAUCAAGAGCGAAGCUGUCCGGCUCUGGGGAAUAGUCGGGCCAGUCAUAGGAGAAUGGAUUCACCAAGCCCUCCAGCUGCUCAUAUCUCAAAUACCAGCAAGCGAGAGUUCAUCAUCUACUUGGGCUGAGAAACCGGCUCCAGAAUUCACCCAAUUCUAUGGCAUCUUGAUAAAGUCUCCCCGUGGCCCCAGGGCUCCUCCUCCUUUUGCAUCUCCUUUCAUGAUGCGAGAUGCCCCAGAUAGAUUCAUUCUGCGGGAAAGCAAGGAUGCGACCGAUCUUCCUUCAGUGCUCAGCGCUUGGGACACGGAUUCUCGUUUGUCGUUCUGCCUGAUCGAGAAGGCGAUUUGGGAUGACAGAGAUCUAACACUGAGGAACAAAUUAACAACCGGCACGUACUGGAACAUUUCAAUCCAGGGACGUGGAUACCCUCGCAAUGCGAUGGACAAGUCCGAGGUUGGACGAAUCAGUGCCAUUGAGGUGAUUGGGCUCGGAGACGGGCAAUACGACGCGUUGAAGAAGUCUCACAAGUGCCACCGGCUCCUGAAUCAGGACUGGAAGUACACAAAGAUGCACUGGGACGAUGUUGACUUUGCUAUCAUCCUCGCCCUCUUGGUGUUGGGUCCGACCGCAGGCACGAAAUGUGUCCAGCUUUAUCGAGCACUGUGCAAGCUUAGAGCGGAGCAAGUUGAAGGCCCACGACGAGGCGCUCCGAGUAUAGAUCCUUUCCUCAUCGCGGCAGCGACUGGAGGAUUGGCAGCCCCAUUUGUGUUGCCGCUGAUGGCAGGCGGCCUCGCUGCCGCCGUGAUGAAGGGCCGCAAUGGUGGUAUGCCAGAGCAGAGAAGGAAGGCAUACCGAGGCCUGAUGAUUCAAUUCCCAGAGGUCAAAGUGCUCUUUGAGGAAGAGGAGAUGGCGCAGAAGGAAGAAAGUAGGGAGAAGAAUAUGGGAGAGAACGAUGACGACGACGAGUGGAAGGAUGAGGGAGAUGAUUACUAUAACGAUACCUUGAGCCCAUUUGAUUGGUAG
This is a messenger RNA of Trichoderma breve, 1386 nucleotides long. RefSeq lists its product as uncharacterized. The transcript has 3 exons. The coding region runs from base 1 to 1386 and encodes 461 amino acids. NCBI's taxonomy places the organism in Eukaryota, Fungi, Ascomycota, Sordariomycetes, Hypocreales, Hypocreaceae. The record is from RefSeq and is a predicted model, not a curated record.